Messenger RNA from Morchella sextelata, 615 nucleotides. RefSeq lists its product as uncharacterized. The record is from RefSeq and is a predicted model, not a curated record. Lineage: Eukaryota; Fungi; Ascomycota; Pezizomycetes; Pezizales; Morchellaceae. The coding region runs from base 1 to 615 and encodes 204 amino acids. The transcript has a single exon.
AUGACAACGACGGAGGAAAUUGUCAAAAGGUCGCCAAUAUCUGUUCGUAAUAACGACUCGGUAGACCAUUUACGGUUAUCGGAAGCAAACGAAAAAGAGGACGUUACAUCAAGAGUUAACUUAGAGACAUCGAUAGGAAAGAAGAAUGAGGGCGACCUGUCUAUUGAACCCUUAACAGUAUCUUUGGGCAGUGAAGCUGAAUCUAAGCCUAGACCCAUACCAUUAUCAAAAAUAACAAGAAGGCUCUCUGGGGAAAAUUUAAAGGAGACUACGCCCCUUGUUCAUUCUGGAGUUAAUAAAUGCUCAGUGCCAUAUGGGACAUUCAACCCGAUCGCAAAUCCUCUCGAGACCAGGUCUUCAAAAAACUUUGAGAAACGAUCACCUAUCGAUAGUCGCAGCCACCGGCCGCGUCUGCAUCCGCACCCCGUAGUACCCUCAAUAGAUAGAAGCAAGAAAGGCUAUUCUUAUGAAGAAAAUGACUUCUCUGGACCUCAGGUAAAUGGAGUUGGUUGCUUGAGCAGUGUGACGCAGAACCUUUGUAAAUUCGGAAAGGAGCCAGCGGCACCCGAACAUCCAAUUCAGGAAAUAAAACCCCCGAGAGAGAUUCAGUUGUGA